AUGACUCUACUAUCCUAUGUACCGAAAAAGUCGAAGGCUGUCAUUUUGGUGUCUUCAAUGCAUCAUGGCCCCGGCACAGACGAGACCAUCAACAAACCAGAGAUUAUUGCAGAGUACAACAGAACAAAGGGAGGUGUUGACACGGUUGAUCAGAUGUGCUCUAAUUACUCAACACAAAGGCGGUCACGAAGGUGGCCAAUGGCCAUUUUUUUUGCACUGUUGAAUAUAUCAGCUGGGGUCAAUGCAUUCGUCCUCUACAAAGCCUACAAAAAUACUCCUGACAUGAACAGAUUGGAGUUCAUGAAGGUUCUGGCCAAAUCACUUGUUUCUCCAUUACUACAAAAGAGACUGGAUAGAGGACAUCAUGUAACAGAAGAGAUGAAGCUCGCCAUCAAACGUAUACUUCAAAUCCAGAAUCCACUACCGGUACCAGGACAACAAGAAGAGUUUUUCAAAGAUAAAUUAACAUGCCACACCUGCCCACCUCGCCUGAAAAGGAAAACAAGAUAUCCAUGCUGCAUUUGCAACAAGCCAAUAUGCUUGCAAUGUGCAAAGAAACUUUGUGUGAAGUGUAAAGCAGAUAGGGACUAG
This is a messenger RNA of Nilaparvata lugens (brown planthopper), 591 nucleotides long. RefSeq names its product piggyBac transposable element-derived protein 4-like. Lineage: Eukaryota; Metazoa; Arthropoda; Insecta; Hemiptera; Delphacidae. The transcript has a single exon. The coding region runs from base 1 to 591 and encodes 196 amino acids. The record is from RefSeq and is a predicted model, not a curated record.